Carassius gibelio (silver crucian carp) is the source of this 1615-nucleotide messenger RNA. RefSeq names its product D-amino-acid oxidase-like. Bases 92 to 1246 code for a protein of 384 amino acids. The record is from RefSeq and is a predicted model, not a curated record. The transcript is spliced from 11 exons. Lineage: Eukaryota; Metazoa; Chordata; Actinopteri; Cypriniformes; Cyprinidae. Gene Ontology annotation, molecular function: FAD binding; D-amino-acid oxidase activity.
ACCAUACUACUUUUACUCUUUCUAACAUGUAAAAAUAGCAAGACUAAAACUCAGAACGCAGCCCAUAUUAUGCAUUUUCUGAAGGCUUAUAAUGAUAUGUAAUCUGAGACCCACCAAAACAUUACUGAAGACUGAAGAUUUUCAUGUAAGAGAGAGGAGAAGAACCUGUUUAGGACAACGUCGAUUUUUCUUUGGAGACAUGAGGGUGUGCAUCAUUGGAGCGGGGGUCAUCGGCCUCUCCACCGCUCAGAGCAUCUACCAGCACUUCCACAGCAGGAUCAGCCCCCUCACCAUAGAGGUGUAUGCUGAUGUCUUCACUCCACUCACCACCAGCGACGGGGCAGCUGGACUCUGGCAGCCCUAUCUCUACGACAAGGGCAACGUGCAAGAAACUAAAUGGAACAAAGAGACAUUUGACUAUCUUCUAAGUCGCCUCAGCUCUCCAGAUUCAGUGAAAAUGGGAAUCUUCCUCCAGUCGAGCUACAAUCUGUGCACUGAAACCCAGCCGGACCCUUCAUUUAAAGACAUUGUGUUGGGUUUUCGCCAGCUGACUAAACGUGAACUAGACAUGUUCCCGGGAUACAGUUUUGGGUGGUUCAACACCGCUCUCAUGAUUGAAGGGAAGACAUACCUGCCCUGGCUUAUGGACUGGUUAGGAGAAAGAAAGGUCCAGUUUUAUCAGAGGAAGAUUGGUUCAUUUAACGAGUUGGCAGAUAGUGGUGCUGAUGUUAUCAUCAACUGCUCCGGUGUCCGAUCAGGAGACCUCCAGCCUGAUCCUGAGCUCCAGCCAGCCAGAGGACAGAUCAUUAAGGUAGAUGCUCCCUGGUUAAAGCACUUUAUCCUCACCCAUGAUCCCUCUAAAGGACUGUAUAACUCACCGAGCGUCACUCCUGGGAGUCGUUUAGUCACUGUGGCUGGAGUUUACCAAGAAGGAAACUGGAAUCUGCAGAACAGUUCUGUUGACCAUAAAGAGAUCUGGGAAGCGGCCUGCAAGCUUGAGCCCAGUCUAAAGCAUGCACGGAUAGUAGAGGACUGGACUGGUCUCAGACCCACUCGCAGCAAAGUUAGACUGGAGAGAGAGACCAUACGAUCUGGACCGACCUCGUUUGAGGUCAUUCAUAACUAUGGUCAUGGUGGUUUUGGAAUGACCAUCCAUCGUGGAUGUGCUGAGGAAGCUGCUCGUCUCUUUGGACAGAUCCUGGAGCAGAAAGGAUUGCUAGCAUUCUCUAAAUCACAUCUCUCAUAGAUCUGUGAUUCUGGAUUAGGUUAUCUAUAUAAUAUAGCAUUGAGGGGAUGAGCUUAAUAAACAAAGUUUGUUGCUAAAUGUUUGGUUUUGAUGCAAACCAACUUUUUAAUAAAAGCGUUUGGAGCCUGAUGUGCUAGAAAAUAGACAAUAAUAAAAUAAAUGUGACCUACACACCUGCUCUGAUGAAAGCCACUUGCUGUUGUUUUAUUGUCAUUGUAAGACCCUUUGAUAUGUCUGAUUAUAAGGAAUCAACUGGAGUUUAAUUAUUUUAUAUAACAAACAGAUAGGAUGAUUUAAUCUGGUAGCUCUGACAUGUGCCUAAAAUGUAUUUAUCAAAUAAAAUGUAAUUAAGGUCAUUAAUAAAAGGUA